GACAAGGCAGACAAAGGUUCAUUUGUAAAGAACCUCCUUCCAGCACCUCCUCUCUUCUCCUUCUGCCCAAACUCACCCAGUGAGUUGGAGCAUUUUAAAAGAUUCUCCUGCCAAGAAGACCAAAAGGAAAGAAGAAAAGGGGACAAAAGCCAAAAUGAAAUUUAUCGUACUUGUCACCGUUGGGCUAACUCUGCUGCUAGGAGUCCAAACCAUGCCUGCAAAUCGUCUCUCUUGCUACAGAAAGAUACUAAAAGAUCGCAACUGUCACAGCCUUCCAGAAGGAGUAGCUGAGCUGACAAAGAUUGAUGUAAACGUCCAGGAUCAUUUCUGGGAUGGAAAGGGAUGUGAGAUGAUCUGUUACUGCAACUUCAGCGAAUUGCUCUGCUGCCCAAAGGAUGUCUUCUUUGGACCAAAGAUCUCUUUUGUGAUUCCUUGCAACAGUCGCUGAGAAUCUUCAUGCGCUCUGGAGAGAUCUAUCGCCAAUUCCCCAGGAACUGCGCUAUAUCAGUGUAACUGCAUUUCUAAUUUCUAUCCAGUGCAAUAAAGCACAGAUUCUAUAAAUUCUUACUUGUCUAAGACAAAAACUUGUGUUAAACAAGUAGUAAUAAAAAUUAAUUCAACUUAAUUUUUCUUUUUGGACAUUUUUGGCACUGGUUAAAAAUAUUGGCUAGAAAAUUUUCAUCUAUGAGGUGUUGACUACAUCAAUAAAAGAAUUCUGUUCCCCAGUUGAAUAGCCAUAAUCCUGGCUCAAAUGUUGAGAAGUUUCAGUUCUUAGUUGACAGUUAUUGACCAUCUAAUACUUAAUGGAAAGAAUCAUAAAUAAAUUGAGAUUCUUAGAAGGGAAACUAGAUGUUUUCUAGUGAGAGGGGAAAAGGAAGCCAAUACUUGAGUAUACAUUAUGCAUGCCAACUAUUUUAAGUACAUUUUCAUUUUACCCUUUUAAAAACAGCAGCGACAAAAAUCGAUGUAUUCUUAUACCAUUUUUCAGAUACUGACUCAAGUUUAAGAUAUUUGUUAAAAAUCAAGGCAAGAAUUUGAACAGAGUCCUAAUUCCAAAGCCCAUACACUACACACACACACACACAACAGCUGCAUCCUUCAAACUCUGACCCAUAUCCCCAAUGUAUCAAUUUUUCUCAAAAAUAGCACAUAGUAAGAAACACAUGUAAUGGGUGAGAAUUAAAAAGUCAAAAGAAUUUUGAAAGUAAAUAAAACAGAUGCCUUCAAAAAUAUUUUCUGUUUGUUAGAAACAGCUUUGGACUAUGCCUCCAUAUCUUAGGAGGUAUGCAUUGACUAGUGGCCAUCAGAAGUGAUUUCCGAAAGUCCUUCAUGCAAUAAAAAUUUAUUAACUGCUUGCUAAGUGCCAGCUAUUAUUAAGAUUUGGACAUAUAGUAAUGAAUAAGAAAGACUUGCCUCUUGGAAAUUGUAUUUUAAGAGAACUGUAAUAUCUACAAAUUAUUAUCUAUAGAUGUGAAACCUGCUACAGAGAAGUGUAAGGUGCUCCACAGAGUAUUGUGUGGAAAAGUUUGAGAGGCACAUCACCUGUGGUAAACUUAGGAGGUAGCAUUUUGUGAUUAAAAGUUACAUUAUUUAAUGGAAAUAGAUCCCUGGAUGUCUCUAAUCUGUCUCUGAAGACCACACCCAGAUUUGUUCAAUAAGUGUUACUGUGCUGGACCAAACAAUUUUGAGGUAGUCAGAAUUAAUUCCUACUAAAAUCUGCACAAACAUAACUCACAAUGUUUGCAGGUCGUGUGACCUCCUACAAAAAUGCAUGAAGUGGAAUUGUUUUCAAAAAUCAAAUGUGUUGUUUUAUCACAAUUAGAUGAUUUGA
Molecule: messenger RNA, 1831 nt
Organism: Pteronotus mesoamericanus
Lineage: Eukaryota; Metazoa; Chordata; Mammalia; Chiroptera; Mormoopidae
Gene: SCRG1
Product: stimulator of chondrogenesis 1
Exons: 3
Coding region: 155-448 (97 amino acids)
Cellular component (GO): Golgi apparatus; neuron projection terminus
Source: RefSeq, a predicted model, not a curated record